UUAUUUUAUAUUAUAUUUUGUUUUUAUUUAUUUAAUAGGGGAGUCCUGUUACUUAUUCUAUUAUCGACUAUCAUCGGAUCACUAUGUGACAUAUACAAAGAGGAAGAAAAUAAAUAUGUCUACAAAUCAUUUUUUAUGGCAUUCUCAUUUCCGGCUAACAUAAAACGUUUAUUUCUGGCCAGCAAUAAAACCGAAAAUCUAUCUUGUAUUGACAUUUUAAAGACUCAUGCGUGCAUUCUAAUCAUAGUUGGACAAAGAAUGUUGCAUAGUACUGGUCAGCCACUACAAAAUCCUAAAGAGCUUGAAGAGGUAGCCUUACAUUUAUCGUAUGCUAUGAUCCGCAAUGGAUCAUUGGUUGUCGAUUUCUUUUUCGUUAUCAGCGGUUUCCUUACAUUUUAUUUUCUCUAUGAUGAGCUAGUCAACACAAAAAUCAUAAACGUACCAUUACUCUUGCUUUGGAGAUGGUUGAGAUUAAUGCCUGUCUAUGGUUUAAUGAUAGCGUUUCAUACAUUUGUUUUAUUACACUUGGCUGAUGGUCCAUUAUGGAAAAAAAUAGCUAUUCAAGAAUCAGAUUACUGUCAAAAUAGUUGGUGGAGCAAUCUUCUGUUCAUAAAUAAUUACGUACACGCCGACCGUCCAUGUAUUAUCCAAUCGUGGUAUUUGGCGUGUGAUAUGCAAUUCUUCAUCGCCGGUAUCAUACUUGUAUAUUUUGUGUGGAAAUACCAAAAGUAUGGAGUCUACUUAAUGUUGGCUACGAUAUUUCUGUCGUGUCUGAUCCCGGCUUGUGUCGUAUAUACUCAUCAGUUUUAUCCAACAUUUUUGGGUAAUAUUUCGAUCUUAAACUAUCUACCCGAUCAUCAAAGUUACACCACGUUAUAUGUACCUAGUCACACAAGAUCGACACCUUACUUUGUAGGUAUAUUUGCAGCAUAUGUGUACCGGUACUUGAAGCUCGAUAAACCGAAGUUUCGUUUUCCGUAUUCAAAAACUUUGAUGACAAUACUCAUUACACUCUAUCCGUUAUUUCUUAUGACCAUCCAAGUGUUUUAUGUCCACGAAUACAAUUUAUGGCUAAGCGUUAUAUACACGUUCAUGUACCGAAUGGUGUUCGCUACAAUUGUCUCCAUAUUUAUAAUAAUAUCCGCCAUCAAUGGAUUUUUUAAAGGUUUGUGGAUACGAAUAUUUAUACCAUUAAGUAAAUUAACGUAUGGAGCGUAUUUGGGAGGGCUAUCAUUGCAAUUACUUCAAGUAGCAUCGAUGAGAUCACCAACAUAUUACAAUGAUAGUCUUUUGUUAUGGUUAGCAAUCGGAGAUACCGUGUUUGGAUUCAUACUUGCGUUUUUGUUGUAUACUUUAAUUGAAUCACCAUUCGAUAUAUUAUUAAAAAAAUUGGUCAUCAUCAUCAGCCCAAAAAUAAUUUUUAAUAGUAAAACAAUGACAGAUUCUACAGUUCUCAGGAAGAUAAGUCUUAGGACAAUUCGGUCUAGCUAAUGUGAUGUAAUUUAAAUUAUAUUAUUAAAGACUCUUUCCUACCUAUGUUAUUAUGGCUAUCUUGUCGUAUUCGCUCUACCCCAGAUUGCAGUCUACUGCAGUCGCAAUGUUACCGGUAGAGCGCAUACGACAAGAUAGCCGUUAUUAUUAUUAUUUUUUUUUUUUAUCAAAACAAAUAUUAUACUUAAUGUAUAUUAAGUAACCUACCUAAAUAUGAAAUAUUUUGUAGAU
This is a messenger RNA of Acyrthosiphon pisum (pea aphid), 1722 nucleotides long. Its product is annotated as nose resistant to fluoxetine protein 6-like. The record is from RefSeq and is a predicted model, not a curated record. The coding region runs from base 136 to 1491 and encodes 451 amino acids. Gene Ontology annotation, molecular function: acyltransferase activity, transferring groups other than amino-acyl groups. The transcript has 9 exons. NCBI's taxonomy places the organism in Eukaryota, Metazoa, Arthropoda, Insecta, Hemiptera, Aphididae.